Messenger RNA from Emys orbicularis (European pond turtle), 1020 nucleotides. RefSeq names its product NK3 homeobox 1 (gene NKX3-1). The record is from RefSeq and is a predicted model, not a curated record. Gene Ontology annotation, biological process: regulation of transcription by RNA polymerase II; cell differentiation. Gene Ontology annotation, cellular component: nucleus. Gene Ontology annotation, molecular function: RNA polymerase II cis-regulatory region sequence-specific DNA binding; DNA-binding transcription factor activity, RNA polymerase II-specific. Bases 1 to 1020 code for a protein of 339 amino acids. Lineage: Eukaryota; Metazoa; Chordata; Testudines; Emydidae. The transcript has 2 exons.
AUGGACACAGCAUGCCAGGAGCAGCAGGGUAUGGCAGUUUCCCUUGGCACUGAGAACAUACCGAGGAGGAAUCUCACUGCUCAGGAGCGGUGGGAGCCCAGGAAGCUCUCCAAGGGCGUUCACUGCUGCCCCGGGCUCCAAUCAGACCCAGGAGGCUUGGCUGGCUGGCUUAUAAAUGCAAAGCAGGGAGUGUGGCAAAGUGAAAGUGCCUGUGGGCUUCUCCCUGGUGGACUUGUGGGGCGGGAGAUGAGCUCCCGGGCCCCCCUUCCAGGAAGGCAGGAGGGACAGGGCAGCACAGAGCCCCCCAGAGGCAAGAGCCACCCCUGGGCCCCGCAGCAGCAGCCAGCGGGGAGGAGCCUUCCCCAGGGCUCGCUGCCCCACUCCUCCAAGCCGCUCACGUCCUUCCUCAUCCAAGACAUUCUGCGGGACGGUGCGGACCGCGGAGCUGCGGGGAAAGGGAGGAAGAGCCGGGGAUGCUGCGGUGCCUCUAGCCCGGAGCCUGCGCUGGACAGUGCAAGCUCCGCUCCCCGGCAGCCAGCUGGGAAACCCCUCCCUGAAGGGGUCCCCCCGCCCCCCCCGGAGCAACCAGGAGAGCCAGACGCAGAGGCAUAUACGGAGACCAACCUGUCAGACUGUGAAAACCCUCUGAGAUCCUCACCGAGCAACCAAAGGACCCCAAAGCAGCAAAAGCGCUCACGGGCAGCCUUCUCCCACACUCAGGUCAUCGAGUUAGAGAGGAAGUUCAGUCAUCAGAAGUAUCUGUCCGCCCCGGAGCGAGCCCACCUGGCAAAGAACCUGAAGCUCACUGAAACCCAGGUGAAAAUCUGGUUCCAGAACAGAAGGUACAAAACCAAAAGGAAGCAACUAGCCUCAGAACUCAGUGGACUCGAUAAGAACUCAGUUUUCCCAGUCCUCAAAGAGGAUGAUGUCUCCAAGGCCUCUCUGAUUUCUGUGUAUAACAGCUACCAGUACUAUCCAUACCUGUACUACUUGAAUGGCUGGAGUCCCUCUUUGUGGUAA